Debaryomyces hansenii CBS767 is the source of this 321-nucleotide messenger RNA. RefSeq lists its product as uncharacterized. The coding region runs from base 1 to 321 and encodes 106 amino acids. The record is from RefSeq and is a predicted model, not a curated record. The transcript has a single exon. Gene Ontology annotation, cellular component: nucleus. Gene Ontology annotation, biological process: DNA recombination; DNA repair; DNA replication. Lineage: Eukaryota; Fungi; Ascomycota; Pichiomycetes; Serinales; Debaryomycetaceae. Gene Ontology annotation, molecular function: DNA binding.
AUGGAUGCCGCAAGUAUAAGAAUAGAUUCGACGUUUUUAGAGCAACAUCAAGGUAGAUUGGUCCGUAUUAUGGGUAAAUGCCAAUCGUAUGAUCCAUCUUCAAAUAAUUCCAUUCUCAUAAGUAAUGGCCCUGUUACAUUAAUUUCUAACCCAGGAGAAGAAUUAGUGGUAAAUAAGAAUUAUGAAAUCAUCGGAAAGGUUGGAACUAGUGAUCUUUCGGUAAGAGUAUUGUCCGCUAUUGAAUUAUCGGAUAAUUUAAAUUUUGAUACUGCCCAAAAAUUGGUAAGCUAUGUUCACAAAGUUCCAGAAUUAUUCUACUAA